Molecule: messenger RNA, 1161 nt
Organism: Cryptococcus wingfieldii CBS 7118
Lineage: Eukaryota; Fungi; Basidiomycota; Tremellomycetes; Tremellales; Cryptococcaceae
Exons: 2
Coding region: 1-1161 (386 amino acids)
Source: RefSeq, a predicted model, not a curated record
AUGGGCGGCAGUGCUUUCGACCAGCAGGCAUCCCGUCUCACCCAGGUAGAACACGCCCGCCUCACCCGCAUCAUCACCGACCUCGCUGCCCCCUUCUUCCAGGGCACCUCUGCCCCGCGCAACACCGCGUCCAAACAGACCCACGGGGACGUGGAUGUCAUCUGUGGGUACGCUGGAGAGAAAUGCGGAGGGCAGGAAGAAUGGGAUCCCGAGAGCAAGACACUGGUCCCGUUGAAGGGUGGAAAGGUUGUUGCUGGGCAGCCGGCGGAUGAGCUGAGGGCGCUGGCGGUGACACUAAUGGGCACCAUUGGGGCUGUGGGGUUGAGACGACAUGGGAGCAAUCUGAACUAUAAAGUCCCCCUCUCGAUACUCAAUGCCACCGAGACGAGCAGCGAGAAGUUCUACCAAGUCGACCUCGUCCUCGUCGCACCCGGCGAUAUCGAGUUCAACACCUUUCUCACAUCCUAUGGCGCCACCAGCUUUCUCAUCGGCCGCUGCCUCCGCUUCUAUUCCCCUUCCGUCGUCCUCCACCUUACCCACUUUGCCUUUCGACAUGCCCCCUUCUUUGGCAUCCCGCCCAUCGACAUCACUAUCACCAACGACCCUGCCGAGUUUUGCAAGUGGUUCGGGCUGGACUAUCAAGUGUGGAAAACGGAGGGAUUACAAUGGAGAUGGGAUUGGCAGUUCUGGAAGUGGUUGACGGAUGUAGAGGAUGGGACGCCUGCUGCUGUUGCGUACAAGCAGAUGAUCCGUAGGGUGAAGCGUGAUGGCGCACCCGUGUCUUUCGGCAAAAAGGAUAGGUUCUCGUCAGAGUUCUACCAAUACCUCCUAGAGAGAUCCAAAUGGUCGAAAGAGUGGGAGAAUACGACCUCCGCGGAAGAGGUCUCCGAGAGGAAGCGGAAGCAGGUCCCAGACGAAAUGCAGUCAAUCAUCGACAUUGACAACCCGGCGGAGUACGAUGAAGUGGGCGCGGCGGUGUUGACUUACUGGGGUAAAGAGAAGGUGUACCAAGAGUUGUUUGAGCAGAGGAAGGCUUUGGCAGCGCCGAUAGCUGCGAGCCAAAAGAUCAAGUUGGAGAAGAAGGCACGUCAGAAGGCGCUGUUGGAUGCGCAAGAGGCGAUGAUUAAGGUGAACUUUGGCGGAUCGGCUGUAGAACAGUAG